Morus notabilis is the source of this 2014-nucleotide messenger RNA. RefSeq names its product cyclin-dependent kinase C-2. Gene Ontology annotation, cellular component: nucleus; cyclin-dependent protein kinase holoenzyme complex. The transcript is spliced from 12 exons. Gene Ontology annotation, molecular function: cyclin-dependent protein serine/threonine kinase activity; ATP binding; RNA polymerase II CTD heptapeptide repeat kinase activity. Bases 91 to 1647 code for a protein of 518 amino acids. Lineage: Eukaryota; Viridiplantae; Streptophyta; Magnoliopsida; Rosales; Moraceae. The record is from RefSeq and is a predicted model, not a curated record. Gene Ontology annotation, biological process: protein phosphorylation; positive regulation of transcription elongation by RNA polymerase II.
UAUACCUAAGUUGUUGCAGUGGUUGUUUGUAAAAUUUCGUAUCUGCAGAUAUUGAUUGAUCGGGGAAUUGAAGGGCAGUGAUAACUGAUAAUGGCCAUCGCAGCCCCUGGGCAGCUCAACCUCCACGAGUCACCUUCUUGGGGAUCUAGAAGUGUCGAUUGCUUUGAAAAAUUGGAACAAAUUGGUGAGGGCACUUAUGGCCAAGUUUACAUGGCGAGAGAAAUAAAGACGGGAGAAAUUGUUGCUCUGAAGAAGAUUCGAAUGGAUAAUGAGAGAGAGGGAUUUCCAAUAACGGCUAUACGCGAAAUCAAAAUUCUAAAAAAGCUUCAUCAUGAAAAUGUAAUCAAGUUGAAAGAGAUUGUGACAUCUCCAGGACCUGAGAAGGAUGAGCAAGGGAGGCCAGAUGGUAAUAAAUAUAAAGGAGGCAUCUACAUGGUCUUUGAAUACAUGGACCAUGAUUUAACAGGUCUUGCUGAUCGGCCCGGGAUGAGAUUUUCAGUUCCCCAGAUCAAGUGUUAUAUGAGGCAGCUAUUGACAGGUCUUCACUAUUGUCAUGUAAAUCAAGUGCUUCAUCGAGAUAUUAAAGGCUCUAAUCUUCUUAUAGACAACGAAGGUAAUCUGAAGCUUGCUGAUUUCGGGCUUGCUCGCUCUUUCUCAAAUGAUCACAAUGCAAAUCUUACAAAUCGCGUUAUUACCUUAUGGUAUAGACCUCCAGAGUUGCUGCUUGGGACAACCAAGUAUGGUCCAGCCGUUGAUAUGUGGUCCGUUGGUUGCAUCUUUGCUGAACUUCUUCAUGGAAAACCUAUUUUCCCUGGGAAAGACGAGCCAGAACAAUUAAACAAGAUCUUUGAGCUGUGUGGAGCUCCAGAUGAGGUAAACUGGCCCGGGGUUUCAAAAAUUCCCUGGUAUAACAACUUAAAGCCUACAAGACCGAUGAAGAGACGUCUAAGGGAGGUUUUCAGACACUUUGAUCGCCAUGCUUUGGAGUUGUUGGAGAGGAUGCUUACGCUCGAUCCUUCUCAGAGAAUAUCUGCAAAGGAUGCGCUUGAUGCAGAGUAUUUCUGGACCGAUCCAUUGCCUUGUGAUCCGAAGAGUUUACCAAAAUACGAAUCGUCACAUGAGUUCCAGACAAAGAAAAAGCGCCAGCAGCAACGGCAGCAUGAAGAAACAGCAAAACGUCAAAAACUGCAGCACCCCCAGCAGCACGGCCGCCUCCCACCUAUUCAGCAAUCUGGUCAAGCCCAUGCCCAAAUGCGUCCAGGACCAAACCAGCCCCCAAUGCACGGUUCUCAGGCUCCGGUUGCUGCAGGGCCUAGUCAUCAUUAUGGGAAGCCUCGUGGGCCCUCGGGAGGGCCAGGAAGGUAUCCCCCUAGUGGCAACCCUGGUGGGGGUUAUACUCAUCAGAAUCGUGGGGGACAAGGUGGAGGGAGUGGUUACAGUAGUGGGCCGUAUCCCCCACAAGGCCGUGGGGCACCCUAUGGGUCUAGUGGCAUGCCCGGCGCUGCACCACGUGGUGGAGGGGGAAGUGGGUAUGGAGUUGGCGCUCCUAACUACCCACAAAAUGGUCCCUAUGGCGGUUCAAAUGCUGGUCGUGGGUCGAACAUGAUGGGCGGAAAUCGCAAUCAGCAGUAUGGUUGGCAGCAGUAGCACAAGUUCUGUUGAUUUACAAGGAAGAGUCUUUCGACGGAAUUAAAAGAAAGAGCGCGGCUGCUCGAGAAAUUAUCAAGUGUAUGCGUGUAGAUAUACGAUUGAUUUGCUGGCAAAAUUUGCUUGCAAGGGGAUGAUAAUUUCACCGGUAAAUGAUAUCAGGCUCUAUUAGUGCUGUACUCUUGAGUCAUGAAACUGAGCUUGUGCCAACGCUUUAUUUAAAAGAAUUCAGUUAACCGUUUAUUUUAAUUUUUAUGAGUGUUAUAUUUAAUUAUAUAAGCUCUUGUGUUUUAUUAAAAUCAUCUUAUUAUUUAGUUUCAGCAGACUGAUGAUUACACCCUCUUUUUUUUCCCUCUCUCAAUUCCUC